This is a messenger RNA of Micropterus salmoides (largemouth bass), 1507 nucleotides long. It is a transcript of the gene lrrc69, whose product is annotated as leucine rich repeat containing 69. The transcript has 8 exons. Gene Ontology annotation, molecular function: protein binding. The record is from RefSeq and is a predicted model, not a curated record. Bases 8 to 1036 code for a protein of 342 amino acids. Lineage: Eukaryota; Metazoa; Chordata; Actinopteri; Centrarchiformes; Centrarchidae.
GUUUGCCAUGGAGUCAGUGGCCAGAGCUUAUUAUGGUAAAGCGACUUCUUUAAAUUUGAAUUCCAAAAAACUAAAGGACGUCCCCGGGUGUGUUUCCCGAUUAUCAAACCUGUCAGUGCUGCUGCUGAACAACAACUCCAUCAGCGCCCUGCCUGCCGAGCUGCUCUCUUUACAACGCCUGGUUAAGCUCAAUUUGGGAAAUAAUGCCUUGAAGGAGGUCCCUGCUGUUUUGGGCCAUCUGGAGUCCUUGAAGAAACUGUAUCUGUUCAGCAACCAAAUUACAGUAGUGCCACCUGAUGUCAUAGAUGGUUUACACAACCUUGUUGUGCUCAAUCUGAACCACAACCAGAUUCAAAGACUUCCACCUGAGAUUAAAAGCUUGAGACGGCUUCAACAUCUCAGUGUGCUGGACAAUCAGUUGGAGGAGGUCCCUGCUGAGUUGGGUCAUCUCACUAUGUUGUCUGAGUUAAACUUGACAUCCAAUAAUUUGUCCUGGCUACCUCAGCAGCUGUACCAGUGUAAAGAACUAACCAGGUUAUAUGUAGCCAGAAACAAGCUGACCAGCCUACCAGAGGGAAUUGGGGCACUGGCAAAACUCCAGGUUCUAGAUGUGGCUGGGAACAAGAUGUCUAUGUUCCCCAUUGAGUUUCACCUGCUGCCCCUGAAGGAGCUCUACUAUGAAGGCAACAGGUUUGUGCGCUGUGAGCCGAUAUCGUCAGUGCAGGAUGUGGAGGUGCUUACAUUAAAGGAACUGGUUGCCAGAUUUGUCUUGCAGGAGAACAGGAACAGGUCGUCUCUGGUCCACAGGAUGCUUCACCACUACCCACUCCUGACCACCCUGUUGGCCAGUGGCAGCUGUUGUGCGCUCUGCCUGGGUCCCUUCCUCACCACCUGGCUGGAGUGUGUGCAUUUUGUCAAUCUGAAGAAGGACAUGAAAACGAGGAGUUCGCUGACUAUUCCAGUGCGCGCCCUUCUUUGUUCGUACAAGUGCUUUAAUACAGAUGGACACUCCUACUAUGGUAUUGCUGCAAGAUAAAUACAAGUUCAGUAAUAAUAGCUACUAUCUAUCUCAAUCACAAUGGACACAUAUCUAUUAAUACACACAUUUAACAAUAAACCUCACCAAGACAGUGCAUUUCUGGCAGUAGUUAGAUGUGCUAAAGUAUAUUAAUAUGGUGCUAUGAUUUCCAGUAUAUGAGUUUUUUGUCCUUCAAACAUCUCACAGAUGCCGUUUGACUCCGUGGUCACUAGGUGGCAUCAAAAGAACACUGAAAAAUGUUUUAAUAAUGAUAGCAUGUCGAGUAUAUUUAUGCUGUGUGCCAAGCAUAGCUUUCAUAAAAUUCCUAAUAAUAAAAUCUGUAUAAUAGGUCUGUACAUGGUGACUUUGCUUACUACUGUGUACUACUUAUACAAAACCUUUGUCCUUGAAUGGCUCAACCAUUACAGUUAAGUUUAAUUUUAAACUAUAGUAUUUUGUGUUACAUUAUACAAUUACAGAAUGAUCAUG